CAGCCGCAGGCCGAGGCGGGAGGGAACCCAGCCGGGAGCCGCAGCCCCGCUGGCUGCGGCGGGCAGGGCGGGCAGCCGCGGGGGCCUGGGCGAGCCCAUCGCGCCGUGCGCGGAGGGAGGGAGCGAGUGAGGGAGGACGGACCGAGCGACCGGCGGGGGAGCCGCCGCCGCCGCCGCCGCCAGCCGGGUGUGCGGCGACCUGAUCCCUGUCCAACAUGGUCGCCGCUCAUACCUCCCAUUCCUCAUCCUCCGGCGAGUGGAUCGCUUGCCUGGAUAAAAGACCUUUGGAACGUUCCAGUGAAGAUGUAGAUAUAAUAUUCACACGACUGAAAGAAGUAAAAGCUUUUGAGAAAUUUCAUCCAAAUCUUCUCCAGCAGAUAUGUCUCUGUGGAUACUAUGAAAAUUUGGAAAAAGGAAUCACAUUGUUCCGUCAGGGUGAUAUUGGAACAAACUGGUAUGCUGUUCUGACAGGAUCACUGGAUGUGAAGGUUUCUGAUACAAGCAACCAUCAGGAUGCUGUGACAAUAUGCACUCUGGGAGUAGGAACGGCUUUUGGAGAGUCCAUUCUGGAUAACACUCCUCGCCAUGCUACGAUCGUUACCAGAGAAUAUAGCGAGCUCCUUCGAAUUGAGCAGAAGGACUUUAAGGCACUUUGGGAGAAAUAUCGACAGUAUAUGUCUGGACUUCUCACUCCUCCUUAUGGUGUUAUGGAAACUGGCUCCAACAAUGACAGAAUGCCAGAUAAGGACAGUAUGUCAAGCAGUGCUCUUUGCCAAGUUUCUAAAAAUUGUAAUAAGACACCUCCUAUCGAACCUCACAUCCCACCUCGUCCUACUAAAACCAUUACACAGGUUCCUUCAGAAAAGAUCCUCAGAGCUGGAAAGAUUUUGCGGAAUACAAUUCUAUCCCGAGCUCCUCACAUGAUAAGAGAUCGUAAAUACCAUCUGAAGACUUACAGGCAAUGCUGUGUGGGGACAGAGUUAGUUGACUGGAUGAUGCAGCAAAGUCCUUGUGUCCAUUCACGAAGCCAGGCUGUUGGCAUGUGGCAAGUAUUGCUGGAGGAAGGUGUUCUUAACCAUGUGGAUCAGGAACACUACUUUCAAGACAAAUACUUAUUUUAUCGAUUUUUGGACGAUGAGCAUGAAGACGCCCCUUUGCCAACUGAGGAAGAGAAAAAGGAGUGUGAUGAGGAGCUACAGGACACUAUGCUGUUUCUGUCUCAGAUUGGGCCAGAUGCUCAUAUGAGGAUGAUUCUCAGAAAACCGCCUGGCCAGAGAUCUGUAGAUGACUUAGAAAUUAUAUAUGAAGAACUUCUUCACAUUAAGGCCUUAUCUCAUCUUUCUACCACAGUAAAGCGAGAAUUAGCAGGUGUCCUGAUUUUUGAAUCACAUCCCAAAGCAGGAACGGUCUUAUUUAAUCAGGGAGAAGAAGGUACUUCUUGGUACAUUAUCCUAAAGGGAUCAGUAAAUGUAGUCAUUUAUGGCAAGGGCGUGGUAUGUACUCUGCACGAAGGAGAUGAUUUCGGCAAGUUAGCGCUUGUAAAUGACGCGCCCAGAGCAGCAUCCAUUGUUCUGCGUGAAGACAACUGCCACUUCUUGAGAGUAGACAAGGAGGACUUCAACAGGAUCCUUAGGGAUGUGGAAGCAAAUACGGUAAGACUCAAAGAACAUGACCAAGAUGUCUUGGUGUUGGAGAAGAUCCCAGCAGGAAACAGAAUUUCUAAUCAAGGAAAUUCACAGCCUCAGCACAAGUAUAUUGUGAUGUCAGGAACCCCAGAGAAAAUUUUAGAGCACUUUCUAGAAACCAUGCGCCUUGAAGCAACAUUAAAUGAAGCAACAGAUUCUGUUUUAAAUGAUUUUAUUAUGAUGCACUGUGUUUUUAUGCCAAAUAGUCAGCUCUGCCCAGCCUUGAUGGCACACUAUCAUGCCCAGCCUUCCCAGGGUACAGAGCAGGAGAAAAUGGAUUAUGCCCUCAACAAUAAGAGGCGAGUCAUUCGACUGGUUCUGCAGUGGGCUGCUUUAUAUGGAGAUUUACUACAAGAAGAUGAAGCAGCAAUGGCCUUUUUGGAGGAAUUUUAUGUAUCUGUAUCAGAUGAUACUAGAAUGAUUGCAGCACUGAAGGAGCAACUUCCAGAGCUAGAGAAAAUUGUAAAGCAAGUUUCUGAAGAACCCAAAGCACCACAAAAGAAGCACAAAGUUCUUCUGCAGCUGUUCAACACAAGCGAUGACAGAGCACAGAAACGCCAGCCUAUCAGGGGCAGCGAUGAAGUUCUGUUUAAGGUGUACUGCAUAGACCAAACCUAUACCACGAUCCGGGUGCCAGUGUCUUCCUCUGUGAAGGAAGUGAUCAGCGCAGUAGCAGAUAAGCUGGGUUCUGGAGAAGGCCUCAUCAUAGUAAAGAUGAGCUCAGGAGGAGAAAAAGUUGUGCUGAAACCUCAUGAUGUUUCAGUGUUUACAACUCUCAGUGUGAAUGGACGGCUGUUCGCUUGCCCGCGUGACCAGUUUGAUUCAUUGGCACCAUUACCAGAACAAGAAGGACCAUCUGCUGGUACAGUGGGAACAUUUGAACUGAUGAGCUCCAAAGACUUAGCACAUCAGAUGACAAUUUAUGACUGGGAGCUCUUCAACUGUGUGCAUGAGCUGGAAUUGAUCUAUCACACUUUUGGAAGGCACAAUUUUAAAAAGACCACAGCAAAUCUGGACUUGUUUCUGAGAAGAUUUAAUGAAAUACAGUUCUGGGUGGUCACUGAGAUUUGUCUUUGCUCUCAACUCAGCAAGCGUGUUCAGCUGUUAAAGAAGUAUAUUAAGAUUGCAGCCCACUGUAAAGAAUACAAAAAUCUGAAUUCCUUUUUUGCUAUUAUUAUGGGGCUGAGUAAUGUUGCUGUGAGCCGUCUCUCGUUAACGUGGGAGAAACUUCCAAGCAAGUUCAAGAAGAUCUAUGCAGAGUUUGAGAGCUUAAUGGAUCCAUCAAGAAACCAUAGGGCCUACAGACUAACUGUAGCUAAGUUGGACCCUCCAAUAAUUCCUUUCAUGCCACUACUUAUAAAAGACAUGACGUUUACUCAUGAGGGAAACAAGACAUUCACUGACAAUCUAGUAAACUUCGAAAAAAUGCGCAUGAUUGCCAACACUGUCAGGACGGUGAAAUUCUGCCGAAGCCAGUCUUUCAAUCCCGACGCAGCCCUAACUAAUAAGAACCAUCAGGAUGUUCGGAGCUAUGUGCGGCAAUUAAAUGUGAUUGACAACCAGAGAACUUUAUCACAGAUGUCUCACCGACUAGAACCGCGUCGAGCAUAAACAUUUGAAGCAAUGAUGAGAAAUGGUCUUUUAUCCUGUCAAGGUCACUUGUUAAGAACUUCACUUUAUCUGCUACCGCACUGCCACUACAAAAAUAAGCAAAAACCUAUUCUAAGGUCUUGGGCAACGCACAAUGUACCAGCCUGUCAGAGAUCUCUGGCUGAGGAAGAAUUUUUGCACUGUAGCUGUAUGGGUAGCCAUGUUGUGAACUGUUAAUUCAUCUUUAAGUGUAGUGAAUGAUUUCUCAUAUGGAUAAAAAAAGGCAAAAGAUAAAAUAGAAUAGUUAGGGAAAAAAUGCACAGAAAGCUUCUAACAAUUCUAAGGGAGGUGGUGUUUUUCUCCCGAAUUAAAAAUCUGCAUUUUGUGAUUUAUUCUCCAGGUCAGGACUAAAACUGAUCAUCCGUUUAGCUUGCCCAGCCACUGUUGACCUCAGUAGAAGAUGUACGUUAGCAUCUGGUGAAAGAAUGUGGGUUCAAGAGCGGUCCAAGGUAUAGUUCCAUUCAGAGAAGACUUACAAAUAUUUCCAUUUGAAAAACAACAGAUACAAAAAAAUUUCUAAUCCUAAUUGCACUGCCUACUACUGCAAGCAGUGUGGCUAUUUCAGAAAGCUGACAGGACUGAAAAUAUUUUGAAUGAUAAAUAUUUAAUCUGUGUUUACAUUUUACUUCUUUUUUUAAACUACCAAUCAGGUUUUUACAAAAUUCCAUUACACUAGUAAGGUUGUUGACAUCAACAGCAUAAAGGUAGCAAAGGACUGGUUCAUUAAGAGCACAAUAUGCACAAAACAGAUUUCAAGAGAAUAAUUUCCUGGACAUUAAAACCUUUAACUUCAGCUAUAAUUAAUUGUGGCUGGUUAACACAUACUUUCUGCUCUUAAACAUUUACAAAUAUCUUUUCAGCCAAUUGUUUUGCACUUUCAAUAGACUGUAAAUAAAUGUUAAUUCAUUAUGUUCUAGAAUAUUUAUUUAUGGAAUAGCUAUUGUGCCAAAAUAAUUCUGGUUUAUUUAUUUUGUUUAGCAUGUUAUGGGAGUGCAGCUUUUGUCUUUAUACUUUGUGCGCAUUUUAUGUGUAGGAAUUGUGUAAUGUAUGUUUUCUGUAAAUAACACACAGUACCUUAUUAAAUGUAAUUGCUGGAAA
Messenger RNA from Columba livia (rock pigeon), 4433 nucleotides. RefSeq names its product Rap guanine nucleotide exchange factor 4 (gene RAPGEF4). Gene Ontology annotation, cellular component: plasma membrane. Gene Ontology annotation, biological process: Ras protein signal transduction; positive regulation of GTPase activity. The record is from RefSeq and is a predicted model, not a curated record. Gene Ontology annotation, molecular function: guanyl-nucleotide exchange factor activity. Lineage: Eukaryota; Metazoa; Chordata; Aves; Columbiformes; Columbidae. The coding region runs from base 216 to 3296 and encodes 1026 amino acids. The transcript has 31 exons.